This is a messenger RNA of Pedinophyceae sp. YPF-701, 1233 nucleotides long. The record is from the annotation of a GenBank genome assembly. NCBI's taxonomy places the organism in Eukaryota, Viridiplantae, Chlorophyta, Pedinophyceae.
AUGGUCCAGGAGGACGCGUCGCGGCUGGGCGUCGCGCCGCAGCCGCAGAGCCCGCCGCACCCCGAGUGGCCCGCGUCGAUCAAGUGGCGGUCGUUCCAGACGGUGUGCUUCGCGCCCGAGGCCGGGCCACGGUCGGCGGCGGCGGGCGGGCGCUCGCCGCCGCGCUACUGGUGCCGCCUGUGCCGCGAGGGCGGGUUCACGACGGCGGCGCUGCAGGCGCACGCCAAGGCCGCGCACCUGCGCCUGAGCGACGCCGGCAUGCGCAGCAACCGCGUCGGCGCGCGGGAGGUGUUUGAGAGACACCCCCGCCCGCUGUACCUCCCGCUGUCCGCGGACCCCACGCUCGCGGAGCCCGAGCGCGACCCCGUCCACUCCGUCGUGCACCCCGAGGCGUCGGCGGCCGAGGCCGAGGCGGCGCGCGCCGCGGGGCCCGGCGGGCCGGCCUGGGACGGUGACGCUGGCAGCGGCGCGGGCGGCGGCUCCGGCGACGCGCCGCAGCUCCCGGGCGAGAACGGCGAGAACGUCGAGGAGGACGAGGAGAGCGAGAACAAGCCGCUGCUGCUGGAGCCGGCGAAAGGGUUCCCGGAGCCGCCGCGGCAGCGGCGGAUGAUGCCGUCGUCGGGCGACCCCGAGUGGCCGCCGGGCAUCAAGUGGCGCUGCCAGGGCACGGUGCCGUUCUACCCCGAGGCGAACCCGGUCGUGCCGCGCUCGGACACGCACUGGUGCCGCGUGUGCGGCCGGGGGGGACUCCCGGUGGGGAGUCUCCAGAACCACGCCAAGAUGCACCACCGCGACCUCACGAGCCUCGGCGUGCGCGUCUCCGCGGGCCUCGCGACCUGGGAGGCCGGCCCGCGCCCGCUGUACCUCCCGCUCGCCGCGGACCCCACCACGCGCCCGCCCGGGCAGACGGUCGUCGCGAGCUGCCCGCACCCGGACGCCUCCGACGCCGAGCGCGCGGCCGCGACCGCCGCGGCCGCGGAGGGCCUGAGCGCCGGCAGCGACGUCACGAAGGCGGGCGCGCAGGCGGCGGCGGCGGCGGCGCGCGGGGGCCCAGCGGGGACGCGGCGGAGCUGUUCCCGGCGCCCGCGCGCCACGACCCGGGGCGCGACCCCGCGCAGUGGCCGCCGCAGGUGCGCUGGCGGUGCUUCGCGGCGGUCCCGUUCGUCCCGGAGCAGGCCGGCAUCCACAUGGGCACGCACUACUGGUGCCGCGUCUGUCGCCACGGCGGGAUGA